AUGACCUCUAUAAACCAUCACAAUAACUUGUAUGGGAAUGGUGGCAGUGAUGGUCUUACCAAGUUGUCUCAAGCUUUGAAAAAGUUGAUUGAGGAGGCUAUUGAGAAGGCUACUAACUCCCUUAAUGACCGCCAAUCCAAGCUCCUUUGCCGUGGAAAACCUACUGAUGAGUCCUCUAAAGACCAUCCCUCUGUCCAGCCCUGUUGUAAGCAGCAACAGAAGACUAUUGAUGAUACUAAAGAGCAACUUAAAUCUAAGCUUGCUAAUCAAACCGAUGACUCUAAAAAGCAAAUUGAUGAACUAAACGCUAAAAUCAAAAAAGCCGAAGCCUCUAAAAAUGACUGUGCUAAGACCCAUUACCUCCCUCAGGAGGAGAGGCAGAAGGGUUUGCAGGAAGUGGAGCAGCAGAGAGAAAUUGUUAAGAAACUUGAAACAUUUGCUAAAGAACUUGAAAAACAUGCUAAUGAUAAUCUUUUAACACAUUUAUGUGACGGCCUUCAGACUUUUCUUGGUUACUCCCCUAACUCCAAAGGCUACGACGGCACUGGCAUUGUGUACUCUGACUUGGAUAGGCUGUGUGACGGGGUGAUGGGAUUUUUGAGUGGUGUGCUUGAGGGGGUGAAAGAUGAUGAUGCAGUUAAAAAAUACGACAAAUCGAUGUCACCAAAUGAUUUUAAUAGAAUUAUUAAUUUAUUAAACGACAAUAAUGGUAAAGGCGCUGAAGGACUGAAGGCCGUCCUUAGUCAGGUGAAAAGCCAUCUAGUCAGCUACCAAAAUAAAGUCAGUAAAGAAGUUACAGCAGUAAGUGGCCCUUUGUAUGAAUUAGAAGACAGCGUAAAUGAAAAUGUCAAGAAAGUUGAGGAACAAAAAUCAAUGACGCUUGAUAAACAGUUCACUGCCUGGUCAGGGCAGGUUAAGGGGUAUGGAGACAAAGUUAGGGAGGCCAACGAAGCCAUGAAAAACAUUGACGAACAACUCAAAAAACAGUUAGUCGCGCCGUUAGCAAAAAUUGAUGGUGCGGUAAAUGUGCUUGAAAAGUCGGCGACUGACGAUUUAAAGGCAGCGUGCCGAGUGGUGGACAGUUCAUUGGGGAGUCAGAAGCAGAAACUCCUUAGUGACGUAAAUAAAAGAGUACCUGAACUACGUAUAAAAGUUGAGAAUAAACUUGAUGAAGUUAUAAAACAAAUCGGACACAUUGGACACAUACGUACCACUAGGUUAACAGAAUUGAUUGCCUCUACGAAGGAGGCAUUAGAAUCCGUGAAGCAGGCGGUAGAUAGUGCCUAUGAUCUGAGUACCAUAUAUGAGAGAGAUAUUGUUCAGAAGAUAGAGCGUAUAGAGAGACAAGUUGAGAAGAUUGACACUGAUGAUGUUGCAAGUGAUCUUCAAGAAAUAUUGAUGACAGUUGGUCAACAUUUGGUAACGCUUGGGAAACUUCAUGACACCAUUACGUCAGAGUUAGAGCACGAGUUUUACGAUCUGAAAGGCAAGCUAUAUAGUGAUGUACAAACGCUCUAUGGUGAUAUUAAGCAGCAGGUUGGGGGUUAUCUCCAGGAGUUGGCAACGGCUAUCAAGGCAGGAAUCAAUACAUCUAGUGGAGUGGGGAGGCCGCGUUUCUCCGCUCUUGUAAGCACCUUGAAUAAACGAAACCCAUUGGAACCGGAUACUGACGUCGGCAGAAAGUUGUCACAAGCUAACAACGGGAAUCUAAAUUUUGCAAACGCGAUGGAAUCAGUGUUAGUGUAUCUAAAAAAUGCAAGCAGUGCCAACGGUGGAGACCCGAAACCAUCCGACGUUUUCCACGCUCUCACAACUGAGUUUGACUCCAAAAUCGAUAGCGCCCAAAACCAACUAAACCCUCUCCUUAGGUCUGCAGCACUAAGGGGGACAGCUGCGUUCAAGGAAGCACUCAAUCUCAGAAUUAAUGGUAGGACACACGAUGUCACCGGUGGUAUUAAGAAAGAUAUACAAGAUCAAAUUGAGAAAUUGGAUGUUGCAAGUGACGAUGAUAUGACAGAAGACGGUGAAAUUCAGAAAAAAAUCAAAACCCUUCAGUCCAGUAUUGAUGAGACCGAAGAACUCAUUAAGAAGCUAAGAGAGAAUGCAGGGAAAAAAGAUUCGGACAAAGAUGGCGUUAAAGAUCUAGUAGAAGCACUGAAGGAUAAGGUAGGCGGAACUCUCACGAAUAUUCACGAUGUGAAUGUAGACUUGGAAGCGUUCAACGCAUCGAUUGAAAAUGCAAUUCAAGCCGCCGAAUCCACUGCAAAUUCAGCUCGUCAAGAAAUCGCUUCCGGACUUGAAACUCUGAUAUCUGGUUUAACUGCCGCAAUUGAAGUGGUUUUCGCGGGUGUGAAAUCGGAUGUGCAAGCCUUCUUCGCAACUGUACGUGAAGGGCAGCUUUCCACCUUCCGAGGCAUUAUUGUAGAGCAAAAUGAACAGAUCGCUGAUGUUAUUAAAGAUGACGAAAUGAACGGCGUGAAAGGGUUACUGGGAAAAAUUAAAGAUGGCCUGAAUUCACUAAAAAGUAAUAACAAUGUCAAAACUGUCACCGGACUGUCUGCCAAGGCCUACUCACUCCUCAAGAAUAUCGUCACUUACUCAAAUGGCGAUUUACAGAAACUUGACAGAAAUUUCGACCAACUCCAAAACUUCGAAAAAUACAUCGAAAAAUUAGCAUCGGCACUAAAUCUCUACGCCCACUUCAGCCACCCCGUCUCCCUCCGCCUCUCCGCCCUCUCCUCCGCUACCUCCGCCCUCGACCCCCAAGCGCUGCCGGACGCAGGACGGCCCGUGCUCAAGGCGCUGCAGGCAGGGAUGCUGGGAUUCGUGGAGGAGUUGGAGAAGGGGUAUGUGAAUAGGUAUGAUGGAGGGGAAAGUAUUAAACAGUGGGUUAAAAAAGGUGAAAAAGAUGUUUUGACGCCUGAAGGAAAAAAUGGCGCUAAAGUGUUUUUGACUGUUGUCGACACGCUGUUCCAUGAGUUGGAAGAUUUAAGGAAAGGAUGUAAGACGAACGGCAAAUGGAAUGACGAACAUGUUCGUCAAUAUGAGAUGGAUAAUGGUGGUGAUAUUACGCCGAACUCACUUGGCUUAUGGUUCAGCACCCACGGUUUCAAGGUGUCGAGGAAUGAACACGAGCAGAAUGGUGAGUUGGACAGGAGAAAGACUGGUGCUCAAAUAAUGCAAUACCUGAUGAAACAGCUUAACAUGCCGCCGAAUUAUAAGCCAAUUUACGACAACCAAAACCAGCAGGAAGGAACACUCAAUACGCUUCACGAACACCUUGAGACAUACUUCCGUGUCAAUCACUACUACAUCCCGCCGAAUCCAAGAGCACCGACGACAGUAUACGAAAUGCUUCAGUGGCUCUGUGGACUAUGGUACAAUCCGGUGCGCAAUGGUCUUAUUAAGACCAUGGUUGACUUGUUUGGUGAUAACGGGGAAUUAGACGUUUACAUGCCGGAAGAAAUAAAGAAAUAUUUGAAACGUCCCGCUCUGUACCCAACCACAUUUAUGCGUUUACUCCCUGCUGUUUGCGCACAAUCCUACACUGUCCUAGUCGGUGUUCAGGGCCAUGGCCACGCGGAGGGCCGGUACGCUUGCGACUUUUACACAAAUUCUGACAAGUUAGCUUAUCCCACCAACAUGAAUACGUUACUGUGUACGCUGCAGGAAUAUUUAAAGCGCCUCCAUCACCAGCUCUAUUUCCUGUACGAACAAUGCUCGCACGAUAGUGAGUUGAGCGGCUGGCAAGACUGCCAUUACGGCCGGCACGUUGGUGGCUCAGCAUGGAACUGCAAUGCUAUGCAAUGUGUUAACCAAGAAGGUAACCAAUUAGGUGACCAAACAUGUAAGCAAACGUGUGACCAACACCCCAACUGCGGCCUUAAAUCGCCACUCCAAUCUUUCCUUGAAGACGGCUUGCAAGGUUUCUUGCCUCACGCUCUAUCAUCUAAGGGCGCAACAUUGUCAUGUUCAACGUGCCUUAAAACGCCACCCGGUAUGCCCUGCAGAACACCCAUGGGAUUCCCCGAGAUCAGUAGCACAGCCUCGCACACCAAAACGGGUGACCAUAUAUACAGUGCACUGCUUGACUUCUGCUGUACUGAUGCAUCUCCACUGAAUGUGCUAUGUGCAAUGCUGAACACUCUCCUUCCCAGCGCUCCGAAAACGCUCGGUGAUAUGUUUGCAUUUUAUUCUAACUUCACCUAUCGCUGGGGUAUGGACGGCAAUGAACAUAAAUACAAAGCCUUCAAUGAUGCCGCCACCGCCGCCAAUUUAGAACGUGAAUAUAGUAAGCCGAACGUCGGCUACCUGUUCUCCGAAAGCCAUUCAGCAGCAUGGAAAGGUCAUUCCGCGGGUAGCCUUGCCAGUCUCGUAUGCACGUCGAACGACGCCGUCGUAUGUGGUCCAUAUUUGCGUCCGAUCAAUAAAUCCAUCUACGUUAUGUUUUCAUCGAAGCAUGCCGACAAAUACCUAUCAUGGAUCGUUUACCUGACGCAGACAUUCUACGACUUACUUAAGAAACUCUACGAAGAAUGCAAUUCCAAAUGCGGUUCCAAAGGAUACAAUUGUCACGCCAAAGCGUGUAUUAAGGGGUGUCCAACUACAUCAUCGAAAGAGACAACACCAUCCCAUAAUGAGCAAUGCAAAUCUAUUGUGACAUGUAAAUAUACAAUGCCUACAUUAUGUAAAUAUGGUUUCACCUUAUGGGAUAAACAUAAGCUUAACGGCGAUGAUAACAUCAAUAAGAAACGCACGUGCAAAGAUUUCAGUACCGUAUUUGAAGAAACAUUCAAAAAAGACUCACAUCUCGUGCAAUUUUUCACAGCCAUCGACGAAUUCAUUUUCACCAUCCGCGCCCCCUUCAUCUGGCUCAAUGUAGCCCUCUGGCUCCUCUCUGUCCUCUAUCUCAUCAUUGUCAUGGUCAUCCGCCUAGACCUGCUCCACAUCAAAUCGCAUCUACAUAGUCCCUCAUCACAUCGCAUUGCCGCUCAAUCACUACUCGCCGCUGGACGUGUUAACAAGCUUAACAGGGUGUUUUAUCUGCAACCAUAA
Messenger RNA from Babesia bigemina, 5055 nucleotides. RefSeq lists its product as hypothetical. The transcript is spliced from 2 exons. Lineage: Eukaryota; Apicomplexa; Aconoidasida; Piroplasmida; Babesiidae. The record is from RefSeq and is a predicted model, not a curated record. The coding region runs from base 1 to 5055 and encodes 1684 amino acids.